UGAACCGACGGUCCCAAUGUUAAUUUAGCGAUGUUCUCUGAAUUCUCAUUAGAUGGUGUCCGGAAGUGUGUUUAAUUUUGAGGAUAUCACGAGAGUGAAGCACAAUCGAACCAUGUAAAUCGUUCCUGAAUAAUUCUUUCUUAUUUUGACGCCAUAUAUGUGAAAACGUGGGCGCCUUCGGAUUGUUUGCGAACGUGUUUACCCGUCACUUUUCAAUUAAUAUUGUUGAUAAGAGUCAGGACAUCAUCGGUUUUCAUUUCGGCAUUUAUGUCCUCUCAGUGUAAAAAAAUAGAUGUCAUACUCAGCAAAAAGUUAUCUUACCUUUUACGUCAUGGUGCUGUAAGAGAAGGAUUAAAUAUUAGAUCGGAUGGCUUUAUUUUGGUAGAGGAAUUACUAUCAAAGUCUCUUAGAGGGUAUACAUUAAACGAUAUCCAACGAGUCGUUGAAAAUAAUAGCAAGAAUCGUUUUACGUUAUGUAGUUUUAAUAACGCUUUAUGGAUUAAGGCCAAUCAAGGCCAUUCUUUGUCUGAAAUUGACACUCUUAACUUAAGACCUGUCAAAAGCCCAACAUUUGAUAUAAUUCAUGGGACCUAUUUUAGUUGUUGGGAAAAAAUAAAGAGGGAAGGAUUGUCCCGCAUGAAAAGAAAUCAUAUACAUUUCGCAAAGGGAUUAAACUUUAUUUGUGGACUACGCAAAAAUUCAGAAAUCUACAUUUAUAUUUCUUUUGAGAAAGCAAUCAAAAAUGGUUUACGGUUUGAAGAAUCUAAUAAUGGCGUGAUUCUUUGUACAGGCAACUCAAAUGGAAUCAUUGAAACCAAAUAUUUUUUGAAAACUGUAUCAAAAGAUGGAGAACUAUUAUUUCCGUGCUAGAAAAAAUUAAAGUUAACGAGAAGUUGGUCUUAAUAAAUAUUACCUUAUGAUAUAAUAGUUUCAAUACACCUGGUCAUUCGUUCGCAGUAAAAUUAAA
This is a messenger RNA of Orussus abietinus, 967 nucleotides long. Its product is annotated as tRNA 2'-phosphotransferase 1. Gene Ontology annotation, biological process: tRNA splicing, via endonucleolytic cleavage and ligation. The transcript has 2 exons. Gene Ontology annotation, molecular function: tRNA 2'-phosphotransferase activity. The coding region runs from base 268 to 870 and encodes 200 amino acids. The record is from RefSeq and is a predicted model, not a curated record. Lineage: Eukaryota; Metazoa; Arthropoda; Insecta; Hymenoptera; Orussidae.